AUGUCGACCAGAGCAGCUUCCAAACGCAAGCUCGGAGAAAUCACAUCCAAAAAAUCCAACAAGUCUACUACAUCAUCCAACAUGACCCUUGUCAUCGACCGAACAGCCGCUGCGGAAGCCUCUGAGAUGGGCGAUUGCCCGGAUAUUGACUUUACUUACCUGUGCAACCACACCUGGAACGAGCAUGUUUACGCUUGCCGCACCAAGGCCAUUGCUCGCUGCCCAACCGUUAUCCCCCGUCCCCUGUUUGCCUGCAUGUUCUGUAGUCCCCCAGGAGCAUCUGAAGUUACCCAAGAGACAAUGCUCAAGGCCAAGACCCUGGGACCCGAAUUCGAGGCUUUUGUCCAGGGCUUGAUCAAACAGCGCAAUGACGCGUUGGUCAAGGUCACGAACGAGAAUGAAGCUUCGAAGGUGAACGAGGAAAUUGAAGAGCUGAAGGCAAAGUUGAAGGAGACCCAGAAGGAGAGCGAAAUGAAGGGUACCGCCUUGGAUGACCUUAAGAAGCAAGUCGAGGCCUUUUACGCUCGCAACGGAGUUCCGGCCAUUCAAACUAUCGCCAAUGCAGCCCAAUCCACCUCUAACGGCACCCAAGGCAGCCCCACCACUUCCAUGAGCAUCUCAUCUGUUCUGAAUAACAUCGUCGUUGUUGAACUCUAUGAGAAAUGCGGCCACAAGAUCGUGAUCUUCGGUUCUGCCCAAGGCGCAACCCUUGAAGGAGACUCAGCAGUUGGUUCCGAAGAAGCUGUCGUCCUCAAGAAGAACCAUUGUGCCAAGUGCCUCAAGUUCAUGACCAGCUCAGAGCGCGAAAAGAUCCGCGAGUGUGCCAAGCGAGUUCAGGAGAACUUCGAUCACAUGUUUGACACCUUUGAUACGAAGUUCCGUGUCGAGACCGAGGAUGUUGCAGAGUCCUCUGGCAAGUCCAAGGCUAUCGUCGGCAAGUUCUUCGCAUCUGCAAUCCAAAAUACGGUUGAGGAGUUGGAUGAUGGCUUUACCGAGCUUGUCGAUUGGUUCUAUGGUGUUCAAGUCUCCGAUAAUAUCACCGCGAUGGAGCUGGCGUUGAGACAGGGCGACGAGGCCGAGUUCCUUCGCAAGUUCAACGAAAUCGAGGAGAACAAGAAGGAACUUCGUAGGGAGUUGAAGAAGACUUCUGUUACUCUCGGAGAGAAGGUAGUCAAGGCUUGUGAGGGCAGUGUCGAGAAGUGGCUGGUGGAGAACCAAGCUGCUGCUGGCCAGGGUGGAGAGGAUACCGAGAUGUUGUAG
Mollisia scopiformis is the source of this 1260-nucleotide messenger RNA. RefSeq lists its product as uncharacterized. Lineage: Eukaryota; Fungi; Ascomycota; Leotiomycetes; Helotiales; Mollisiaceae. Bases 1 to 1260 code for a protein of 419 amino acids. The transcript is spliced from 2 exons. The record is from RefSeq and is a predicted model, not a curated record.